Molecule: messenger RNA, 800 nt
Organism: Populus euphratica (Euphrates poplar)
Lineage: Eukaryota; Viridiplantae; Streptophyta; Magnoliopsida; Malpighiales; Salicaceae
Product: hyoscyamine 6-dioxygenase-like
Exons: 3
Source: RefSeq, a predicted model, not a curated record
UUGGGAAUAUGAAACCAAACUAACACACAGCAUUCUUAAUUUCCAAGAUAUCAUUAAAAACACACACAUUUUGGAAUUUUUGUUUGACCUGUCAUGAUUAGCCUGUUCCUGGACUGAGACAGAACCUUGGUGACAUUCCGGUUGUUUUUCUUCAAGUUUCUUGCAAGAUUCCAACCAGAAGUCCAUUUCAUGCUACAUUCAAGCUCUAUUCACCUAGCUAGCCAUUUUACAAGUCACAUUUGCUUCGGGGGUUUGAAAUCUAAUACAACAAAUAGUUUUGUCUUAAAGCGGGAAUUUUCACAUUCCGAGUUAUGGAUAUCCUCGUCUCAAGCCGCUGUAACCUUCAAUCCUUGUCUGAGAAGUAUAUUUUCCCAGAAGAAAUCCGACCUGGGAAGUUAGCUAUUGCCCUAUGCGAGUCCAUUCCAGUAAUAGAUCUCGGUGAUAUAGCAAGUCAAAACCGAGCCAAUAUUGCUCAGGAAAUUUUCAAGGCAAGCCAGGAGUUCGGUUUUUUCCAGGUGAUCAACCAUGGAGUUUCUAAGGCAUUGAUGAAUGAUACAAUGACUGUCUUCAAUGAAGUCUUUGAGAUGCCUGCAGAGGAUCUGGCGGGCAUCUAUUCUGAAGACCCAGAUAGAAGCUGCAGACUUUUCACAAGUAGUAACUCUUAUGCAAAUGAAGAUGUUCACAACUGGCGUGACUUUCUGAGACACCCUUGUCAUCCUGAUCUAGAUGCAUGCAUUCAGCAAUGGCCCGAGAAGCCAACCAGAUAUCGACAGGUUGUUGGGAAUUACUCGACUGAAGUG